AUGCCGCCUCCAUCCAAGCUACGGGGAAGGCCUGCAACGGACUACGAACGAUGGCUCAAUUUCAAUCCCGAUCAAGAUCCAUCCUCUCCUCCAAAAUACGGGCCUGAUAGGAAGCAUCGCUAUGUCGACGAUUCGUCAGUCAGAUAUGCUCCAAACCGCCAGCUUAUGUUCAAUGAUCAGCACCAUUUGCCAUUCGGGCAUACCCGUCAUCAUCGAAGAAUUGCACAUUCGCAAGGGCUAGUUCGAGGCAUCACGUUUUUCUGCGCCGUCUUGGUAGUCAUACUGGUCAUGCGGAUGUUCGUGAUCUCGCUCAUCCGCGCAGCCCGACGACGAAGCGACAUAGAGAGACAGAUACAAGAGGCAUCCCAACGACAGCAAGCCCCUACAACCUACGAGGAUAACAACGAAUUGGACGAGCUGUGA
Molecule: messenger RNA, 423 nt
Organism: Aspergillus pseudoviridinutans
Lineage: Eukaryota; Fungi; Ascomycota; Eurotiomycetes; Eurotiales; Aspergillaceae
Exons: 2
Coding region: 1-423 (140 amino acids)
Source: RefSeq, a predicted model, not a curated record